AUGCAUGUAGCCAAAAAACGUUUUGUUUCUCAGGGCAUCAAGUUGUCAGCAGAGGUCAAACCAUUUGUUCCAAAACAUGCGGCGGUAACUGUGGCAUGGUCAGAACCUUCAGAAGCAUGUGUCUUUCCUAGGUACUUAACUACAUGCUACCCAUUUGUUCAGGAACCAUCUUUGGAUAAUGUUCUGGGAGAUCCUGCCUUCCGUGAAUACUCCAGCUGCUCUUACUCACCUGAUGUUGUUCCAAAUGUACACCCAGUAGCUGGCUUACAAUAUCAUUUUAACAACUCGACACACUAUAAUGGUUCAGGAGUAGUCAGUGAAUCUGCUGAGCAAACGUAUCCAAUCAGACAAGAAAGUAAGAAUCUUUCAAAGCAGAGGAGAUCGAAAGGAGGUGAGAAAAAAUUAGACAAGAAAAGGCAUGAUGGAGAUGACUCUUCUGUCAGAAUUAUGAACAGGACUUCGUUCCACACCUCUGCAUGUAGCAGAGAUUCCAUGAAGCCAGACAGGUUCAAUAAAACUGCAAACAAGAAGUCAACUCAAACUCCAAAAACAGAGUCUCUUCCUGUACCAGCAUUUGAAGCUACCGUUCUGGAUUUCCACAAGUCACAGAGUUUGGGAAGCAAUGAGAUAUUGAAUGUGCAGCGUAAAAGUGGACCAGAAGAUAUUUCUGCGGAAAACAAAGCUUCAUCAAAAACUUUACAUGAAACAGUAACCAGCUUAAUUUCUUCUCCAUUUGAUGGUAGAGAUGGCUCUGCUCAGCCACGCGUGUCUUGGGCCACGGUACUUUCACAGCCCCCAAAGAAAAUUGUGUCGUCACCAGCAUCUGAAGGUCUUUCUAGAAGCAAAGGGAAGCAGGACAGUGAAGCAAAGCCAUCAGAAACAAAAAAUGACGCUAGUGAAACUGAGCCUGAAGAAGGGUCAGAAAGGAAGAAGAAAAAGAAGAAAAAGAAGAAAAAAACAAAGUCACCCACUGAUGUAGAGAAACCUCAAAAUGAAUCUACAACAAUGCAGGAACCACCGAGGAUUGAAGAUGCUGAUGAGUUUCCUGAUCUGGCAGCUGCUUCUGAUAGGAGAAGCAGACUAGGAUCUCAGAAAUCAUCAUUUACUCCUGCUGUCAGAAAGCAGCCUGAAAUCCAUCUCCCUGGAGAGCCUUGGGAUAGUCGAUCUCUCACACUGGAUGGAACUCCCAGGGUGGAUGUGCUGUCAGGGAAGCCUGCUUCGUCUUCUGUAUCUGAAAGAAAGAAAAUGCAGGAAACGUCCAGGAGCAGUGGGAAGAAGAGUCAAAUUCCCGUGCAAUUGGAUUUGGGUGGCAUGCUGGCAGUCUUGGAGCAGAAGCAGCAAACAGAGAAGUCAAAACAGUCUUCUAAACCUGUGGUGUUUUCAG
Molecule: messenger RNA, 1384 nt
Organism: Antrostomus carolinensis (chuck-will's-widow)
Lineage: Eukaryota; Metazoa; Chordata; Aves; Caprimulgiformes; Caprimulgidae
Product: selenocysteine insertion sequence-binding protein 2-like
Exons: 10
Biological process (GO): selenocysteine incorporation
Cellular component (GO): mitochondrion; ribonucleoprotein complex
Molecular function (GO): ribonucleoprotein complex binding; mRNA 3'-UTR binding; selenocysteine insertion sequence binding
Source: RefSeq, a predicted model, not a curated record